AUGCAAGCACGAUCACGGCUACUAACAGCAGCCUCUCGGCGCAUGGCUACCAUGUCGAGGGGGGCUACCCGACAGCGACAAUUUCCCCAAGCCCUCGCUACAACCACACCGCAGACGGCAGCUCUGGUAAACUCACUACGGCUCGUGCCAUCUGUGGCAGCUCGGCACUAUUCCAAUGGCAGACCGCACCCACCGGGCGGUACUCACCGCAUGAACAUGGGAGGCGAGCCGGAGAAGCCUGCUCUGGAACAAUACGGCGUUGACUUGACGGCAAAGGCAAGGGAUGGAAAGCUUGAUCCCGUUAUUGGCAGAUCGGCCGAGAUUCAACGAACGAUACAAAUUCUAUCGAGAAGGACAAAGAACAACCCGGUGCUUAUCGGUAAUGCUGGUGUAGGCAAGACGGCGAUUCUGGAGGGGCUGGCCCUGGAAAUCGUACGGGGGGCUGUUCCGGAGAGCAUCAAGAACAAAAGGGUCAUCAGUCUGGACCUUGGCUCGCUCAUCGCGGGAGCCAAGUUCAGGGGUGACUUUGAGGAGAGGCUGAAGAAGGUGUUGACCGAGGUGGAACAGGCGAAUGGGGAAGUUAUCCUCUUCAUUGAUGAGCUUCACACCCUUCUGGGUCUUGGAAAGGCCGAAGGGUCUAUCGACGCUUCUAAUCUCUUGAAACCCGCCCUUUCAAGAGGUGAGCUUCAGUGCUGCGGCGCUACGACCCUCGCGGAAUACCGUCUAAUCGAAAAGGAUGUCGCUCUCGCACGGAGAUUCCAACCCAUCAUUGUCAGCGAGCCAACAGUCCAAGAUACCAUCAGCAUUCUGCGAGGUAUCAAGGACAAGUACGAGGUGCACCAUGGUGUCCGCAUCACUGACGGUGCCCUGGUCGCCGCAGCUACUUAUUCCAACCGCUACAUCACCGACCGUUUCCUCCCAGACAAGGCAAUCGACUUGAUGGACGAGGCAGCAAGCUCUCUCAGACUGCAGCAAGAGAGCAAGCCAGACGACAUCCAACGCCUCGACCAAAAGAUCAUGACCAUCCAGAUCGAGCUCGAAAGCUUGCGCAAGGAAAAGGACAUUGCAAGCAAGGAACGACGUGAAAAACUCGAGGCCGAUCUGAAGACGUACGAAGAUGAAGUCAAGGUCCUGACCGAGAAGUGGGAAAAGGAAAAGACCGAGCUCGACGCCAUCAAGCAAGCCCAAGCCGAGCUCGACAGAGCCAGAGUCGAACUUGAAGUUGCCCAACGCGUUGGCAAUUUUGGCCGCGCAUCGGAGCUCCGCUUCGGCAUCAUCCCUCAGCUGGAACAAAAGCUCCCCAAGGAAGACGAGAAGAAGAGCGAGACGACCCUGAUCCAUGACUCUGUCACGGCAGAUGACAUCGCCAACGUCGUGUCCCGCAUCACGGGCAUCCCAAUUUCCAAGCUCACCUCUGGCCACACCGAACGCCUGAUCCACAUGGAGGACAUCCUCCGGGAAUCCAUCCGCGGCCAAGACGAAGCCCUCAAAGCCGUCGCCGACGCCGUCCGGAUGCAGCGCGCCGGGCUCAGCGGGGAGAACCGCCCCCUGGCAUCCUUCUUCUUCUUGGGGCCUACCGGUGUAGGCAAAACAGAACUCUGCAAGAAACUAGCCGGUUUCCUCUUCUCGACCGAGUCGGCCGUAGUCAGGUUUGACAUGUCGGAGUUCCAGGAGAAGCACACGAUUUCUCGUCUGAUCGGUGCUCCCUCUGGAUACGUCGGGUACGAGGACGCGGGUCAGCUCACGGAAGCCGUCAGGAGGAAACCCUACGCCGUCCUCCUCUUUGAUGAAUUCGAAAAAGCCCACCGCGACAUCUCGGCUCUGCUCCUCCAAGUCCUCGACGAAGGCUACCUCACCGACGCCCAGGGCCACAAGGUCGACUUUAAGAAUACCAUCAUCGUGCUCACCUCCAACCUGGGCGCUGAGAUCCUGGUGGGAGCGGACAUGCUCCACCCUUACAAGGAGACUCCGGACGGGGACAUCCACCCCGACGUCAAACGUGCCGUCAUGGACGUUGUUCACUCCCAAUACCCGCCCGAGUUCCUCAACAGGAUCGACAGCUUUAUUAUUUUCAAGAGGCUGGCGCUGGAGGCGCUGAGGGAUAUUGUAGAUAUUCGGCUGAAGGAGCUGCAGCAGAGGCUGGACGACAGACGGAUCACGCUCGAGGUUCCGGGGGAUGUGAGGCAGUGGUUGGCGGAGAGGGGGUAUGAUCCCAAGUUUGGGGCGAGGCCGCUGAACAGGUUGAUCACGACGGAGAUUGGGAACGGGCUGGCGGAUAAGAUUAUCAGGGGGGAGAUUAGGAAGGGGGAUCAUGCGGUUGUGAGGGUGAAUGAGGAGAAGACGGGGUUGGUGAUUGAGGGACAGCCUGGGAAGGGGGAGGAGGGUCGAAAGGAGGAGGGGGAAGAGAAGUAA
Messenger RNA from Podospora pseudocomata, 2412 nucleotides. It is a transcript of the gene HSP78, whose product is annotated as chaperone ATPase hsp78. Gene Ontology annotation, biological process: protein refolding; cellular response to heat; protein unfolding. Bases 1 to 2412 code for a protein of 803 amino acids. The record is from RefSeq and is a predicted model, not a curated record. NCBI's taxonomy places the organism in Eukaryota, Fungi, Ascomycota, Sordariomycetes, Sordariales, Podosporaceae. The transcript has a single exon. Gene Ontology annotation, cellular component: cytoplasm; mitochondrial matrix. Gene Ontology annotation, molecular function: ATP hydrolysis activity; ATP binding.